Messenger RNA from Hemicordylus capensis (graceful crag lizard), 1645 nucleotides. Its product is annotated as histone H3. Gene Ontology annotation, molecular function: protein heterodimerization activity; DNA binding; structural constituent of chromatin. Bases 1185 to 1595 code for a protein of 136 amino acids. The record is from RefSeq and is a predicted model, not a curated record. The transcript has a single exon. NCBI's taxonomy places the organism in Eukaryota, Metazoa, Chordata, Lepidosauria, Squamata, Cordylidae. Gene Ontology annotation, cellular component: nucleosome.
AAUUAAGUACUGCUUAGUGUGAAAACUUAAUUGUAUCGAUCCAUUUGCUCCUCAUGGCCAUACAGUUUAAACUGAUGUGAAAAACGAGAAACUCUUUAAGGCUACAAUCCUGUGCUCACUUACUGGGGAGUAAGCCCAUUAAACUCAGUGCAACUUAUUUGAAAGUAACCAUGCACGGGCCACCCAAAUUUAAGACUGCAUUCCUAUGAACAUUUACUGGGGAGUAAAUUCCAUUGAACUCAAUGAGAUCCACUCCGAAUAAACGUGUAGGAUUAUCUUGCAAGAUCCGUUGGAAGCAAUAGAAAACUCUUUAAAAGCCUCCACAUAAAAAUUAAUUGGAUUUUAAAGCAAUUUAUUCUGACUGGACUUGUAUUCAUCUUUUUCCUAAAAUGGGACGAGUGAAAUUUUACAUGCAUUAUAUUUUUAUUCUGUCCUUUUUCUAGGAAGCUCAGAUCUGCUGCUCCCCCUUUCAUCCCCACAACAACCCUGUGACGUAGGUAAAGCUGAGUACGUGACUAGCCCAAAGUUAGUCAGUGUCAUGACUCAGUACGAAUUCGAAUUUGGGUUGUUGCUUGUUUUUUAGCAACCUAACCACUACACCGCAUUGACUCUUAAGUGGAAAACAGGAAAAGGGAGUGUAAGCUUUGGUAUUUCGGUGUGAAUGAAUACCAGUAUCUUUUGGUAUUUCGGUGUGAAGUGAUGUAUUAACUCCAAAUAAGGGGUUAACAAGUUUCAGAGAAAAUAAACACUUACCAAGAGAAACCUCAUACAGAUAGAUGUUUUAUGAAAGCUCAGCAUGAGGUUCGGGAAACAACAAAGUUACAAGGAAAAGAGACCCUCAAAGCUUGAGAUGCUCUGUGUUUGAGGCUCAAACAAUAUGUUAUGUACUACAGAGCACAAAAAUCUAAAACUGACGAGUCGACUUUAAUAGGAGACUGUAGCGAAACCACACAAACCCCAGCACCAGAAGGAGAAAAAGAGACAGCUGCCCGCUUCGCGUCCGUCAGUCCGUAAGCGCGAGUUUUUAAAUCUGGAAAUUCUCCAAUGAGAGUUGGUUUCCUGAACUCAGCCAAUCAGAGAGCGCGACGGACUAUAAAUUGUACUGCAAGCUUUUUCGACCUCUCUCUAGUCAACCUGUUUCUUCCUGACGGUUGCUGGAAGUGUGUGCAAGAAGAUAAAAAAGGAUGGCUAGGACAAAGCAAACCGCUCGCAAGUCCACCGGCGGGAAGGCGCCCCGCAAGCAGCUGGCCACGAAAGCGGCUCGCAAGAGCGCUCCUGCCACCGGCGGAGUGAAGAAGCCCCAUCGCUACCGCCCGGGCACGGUUGCCUUGCGAGAAAUCCGCCGCUACCAGAAGUCGACGGAGCUGCUGAUCCGCAAGCUGCCUUUCCAGCGCCUGGUGCGUGAGAUCGCCCAAGACUUCAAGACCGACUUGCGCUUCCAGAGCUCGGCCGUGAUGGCGUUGCAGGAGGCCAGCGAGGCUUACCUGGUGGGGCUGUUCGAGGACACCAACCUGUGCGCCAUCCACGCCAAGAGGGUGACCAUCAUGCCGAAGGACAUCCAGCUGGCGCGGCGGAUCCGUGGCGAGAGGGCUUAGCUCUGGCCUGCUGCUACUCAAUUCAACCCAAAGGCUCUUUUCAGAGCCAC